UUGAAUUGCUUUGGAUAUCUCAAAAAUUGUUAUUACGCAUCGGUAAUUCAAUGGUCAGUUACUUUAUUAUUUGCUCAAUACGGGAAUUCAGAUGGUGUUCUUUCAAUCGAACUUUCUCGUUCCAUUUAUCAGUGGUUCGAUGCCGCAACCGGGGGUUUAAGUCUAAAUGCAGAAGCUGAGUUACAGCAUCGAAUUCAACAACACCAUCAACAACAACAACAGCAACAGCAGCAACAACAACAGCAGCAACAACAGCAGCAGCAACAACAGCAACAGCAACUCCAAGCUCAGCAACAAGCGUUGGCCGUGGCAGCUGGUUACAACUCACCCGGUCUAAGUGUGGCCAGUACCGUCGCGAACCUACAAGGUCAGGCCAAUGUGAUGAAUAGCACUCUGUCUCCGUCUUACGCAGCAGCUGCGGCAGCUGCAGCUGCAAAUGUAUUGCGCGCGUUCUCCGGUUCAACCGGCCAAUUGUCCAAUUCGAAUGUGGGAAACAAUCGAUCCAGUGGUACCGGUAACGGGACAUCUGGAAACAACGGAUCCCAAGUCGCUUCAAAUGGUUUACCAUCUGCGAGCACAGUCACCGUGACCCCGGUCAGCGCGUCCGGCACAAACAGUGUCCUGUCCCCGGCCAUGGCUCAGGGAUCUCCGGCCACGGCGAAUCAGCAACCCCUAGCAGCUGCUGUUGCGGCGGCUGCGGCAGCGGCUGCCGCUUCACAGAAUUUUCCCGCUCAAAAUGCGCUCAACAAUGCGGCAACAUCAUACCUCCCCGACCUGAACGCUGCUGCUGCCGCGGCCGCCAUGGAUCCCUAUUUGAACCGUCUAACUGCCAGCUAUGCAUUGAACAAUACUGUGGUAACAACUCCGGCUAUUUACCGGACAAAUUCUACCUACCAAAGGUUCUCACCCUAUUGA
Messenger RNA from Echinostoma caproni, 915 nucleotides. Lineage: Eukaryota; Metazoa; Platyhelminthes; Trematoda; Plagiorchiida; Echinostomatidae. The record is from the annotation of a GenBank genome assembly.